Messenger RNA from Glossina fuscipes, 402 nucleotides. RefSeq names its product 40S ribosomal protein S24-like. The record is from RefSeq and is a predicted model, not a curated record. Gene Ontology annotation, molecular function: structural constituent of ribosome. Gene Ontology annotation, cellular component: ribosome. NCBI's taxonomy places the organism in Eukaryota, Metazoa, Arthropoda, Insecta, Diptera, Glossinidae. The transcript has a single exon. Gene Ontology annotation, biological process: translation. Bases 1 to 399 code for a protein of 132 amino acids.
AUGUCUGGUACCACGGCCACUACACGUACAAGAAAGUUUAUGAUAAAUUGUCUGCUAUGCCGCAACCAAAUAGUCUGCGAUGUCAUUUAUUCGGGCCUUUCAUCUGUGAGCACAACUGAAAUUCGUGAAAAGUUAGCAGCCAUGUAUAAGGUAACGCCGGAUGUUUGCUUCGUUUUCGGAUUUCGUACCAAUUUUGGUGGCGGACGCUCAACUGGAUUUGCCUUAAUCUGUGAUACUUUGGAUUUCGCUAAGAAAUUUGAACCGAAAUAUCGUUUGGCCCGGCAUGGGUUAUUAGAAAUUAAAAAACAGACUCGUAAACAGCGCAAAGAACGUAAAAACAGAAUGAAGAAGGUGCGUGGUACCGCUAAAGCGAAGAUUGGUCGAAGCGCCAAGAAAUAAAUA